AUGACCACCAUUCCUCGACCAGCGCUUUUUUCUAGAUUAUGGGCGGGAUAUACCUCAGCGUUGAGAGCGAAGCCUUUGAGGACCAAGAUGAUCCAAAGUGGUGUACUGUUCAUAUCGGCAGAUCUAGUGGCUCAGCUUGGUAUAGAGGGAAGAAGUAUACGGAGAGCCUUUGAUGGAGAAGAGGGUGAUGGGAUUUACGAUCCUACACGUACAGCUAGACUUUCGAUAUACGGAUCAGCAAUCUUUGCUCCGUUAGCACAUGUGUGGUUGGGUACUGUUGAACGUGUAAAGAUGUCAUCGAAAAUGACAACUCUCGCAACCAAACUCGCUCUGGAUACUUGCUUGUGGUCACCGUUUGUUACAUUCAUGUUUCCUACUUGCUUAGGAUUACUAGAAGGGAAAAGUGUUGAAGAAGUGCGGCGUAAGGUUGCACAUGGCUGGUUUCCAACUUGGCAAAAGGCAGUCUGCGUAUUUGGGCCUACUCAAGUUAUAAACUUCACCUUGAUUCCUCUUCAACAUCGCUUACUGACACUACAAUCAGUAGGAUUAUGUUGGAACAUUUUCUUAUCAUGGCAAAAUAAUAAAACCAACAAACUACUCGCUGCUGCUCAAUUACAACUGGAUAAAGCAGAGGAACACCUACUAGAGGUUAAAGCAAAUGUCUUACAUGGAGAUGAAGAGGACAAGAAAGAAGAAAUUAGAUCAAAGAAAGAAGUGGAGACCGCUCAGAAAACGGUUAUUGAUGCUGAAAAGAAGAAAGCGGGAUUAAAGGAGCAAGGUGGAGAAAUAGGUGUGGGAACAAAAAUGGCUUGGUCAUAA
Molecule: messenger RNA, 819 nt
Organism: Kwoniella shivajii
Lineage: Eukaryota; Fungi; Basidiomycota; Tremellomycetes; Tremellales; Cryptococcaceae
Exons: 5
Coding region: 1-819 (272 amino acids)
Cellular component (GO): mitochondrion; membrane; cytoplasm
Source: RefSeq, a predicted model, not a curated record